AGAAUCGAAUAAUUUUUUUUCAUUCAUCAUUAUCUUCAAAUUAUUUGAUCCAAUUAUUUAUUUAUUUUUUUCGAAAAAAAGAAAAUUAUUUUAAAAUUUGGAUUUAUGCAAAAAAGAAAAUGCGAUUUGUUAAUGAAUGUACGAAUGAUUCCAAUAGAUAUAACGUAAUCAUUAUUGGUGCUGGCCUAAGUGGCCUUUAUGCAGCCAAUAUUCUGAAUGAUUAUGGUAUCACCGAUUAUUGUGUGCUUGAAGCACGUGAUCGAAUUGGUGGACGUUUAUUAACGAAACAGGAUGAAAAAGUUGGCUGGGUUGAUCUUGGUGGAUCAUAUGUUGGACCAAGUCAACAUUAUAUACAGAAAUUGAUUAAAAAACUUGAUAUUAAAACAUAUAAGAUUGAUGUUCAAGGUAAAAGUGUCUAUAUGAAUCAGAAACAACGUUAUUUACAUAAUGGUAAUGAAUUACCAUCAUUGUCAAAUAAAUCGAUUGAAUUGGAAAUUCGUUAUGUAUUAAAAUUAAUGGAUGAAAUGAGUGAACAAUUACCACGUGAUGAACCAUGGAAAUAUUCGAAAGCAAUUGAAUGGGAUCGACAAACAUUGGGACAAUUUUUAGAUAAACAUUGUUGGUCACAAGAAGCUAAAGAUUUUAUAUCAAUCUAUAUUGGUUGUUGUACAUCAUGUGAAUCAUAUGAACAAUCAUUAUUAUGGGCAUUAUGGUAUAUACGACAAUGUGAUGGAUUGGAUACAAUGUAUAAUGUUGAAAAUGCUGCACAAGAUUCAAAAAUUGUUGGCGGUACACAACAAAUAUGUCAACGACUUUUGCAGCUAAUCGGUGAUGAUAAAUUAAAAUUAUCCAAACCAGUCGUACAGAUUAUUGUUGAAAAUGAACAACAUCAAUCAAAACCAUCAUUGAUACAAAUUAAAACAAUGGAUGGUGAAUGUUUACAAUGUAAUUAUGUAAUAAUGGCUAUACCACCUGUUUUAGUACAGAAAAUUCAUUUUCAACCAUCAUUACCACCGAUUUAUAAUCAAAUGUUACAAAAAUUUACAAUGGGAUCAGCAAUUAAAUGUAUUGUUUAUUAUAAGGAACAAUUUUGGCGUAAUAAUCAACAGCCAUCAUUAAAUGGUAAUAUGUUGAUUAAUUGUCCACAGUCAUAUGAUGGACCAAUCACAUAUACGGUUGAUGAUACUAAACCGGAUGGUAGCUAUCCAGCUAUUGUUGGAUUUAUCAUUGGUGAUCGUGCCCGUGAUAUGCUUCAGUUAAGCCGUGAAGAACGAUUAAAUUAUAUUUGUCAAAGUUAUUCACGUGCAUUUAAUUCAACAAAAGCAUUACAACCGAUACAUUAUGAGGAAAAAAAUUGGAUGGCUGAACAAUAUACGGGUGGUUGUUUUACCGGUAUAGGUGGGCCAGGUUUUUUAACCAAUUAUGGUCCAUUAUUAAAACAACCAUUAUUUGAUUGUAUAUUUCCGGCCGGUACUGAAACAUCAACACAUUGGGCCGGUUUUAUGGAUGGUGCAUUACAAUCGGGUGAACGUGCUGCAUUGGAAAUUUUAUCACGAUUAAAUUCAUCGAUUAAUAUUCAGAAACCAGUUGUAUGUUUGAAACAACAAGAAUUCAACAAAAAUAAUUACAAUGAAACAAAUUCAAAUUCAAAUCGAAUGAAAGUGGAUUAUUAUGUAAAUCGAUUCGUAAAUUUUUCACUAUCAAUCAAUCAAUUGAUCACAUGGUCAGUUGUUGCAUUUUUUGGCAUCUUUUUUGGAAUGACAAUAUUUUAAUUAUUUAGUCAGUGAUGAUGAUGUUGAUUGACGUGAAUAACAAUUUUUUUUUCGUUGAUAUUCAAAAUUGUUUUU
Molecule: messenger RNA, 1847 nt
Organism: Dermatophagoides pteronyssinus (European house dust mite)
Lineage: Eukaryota; Metazoa; Arthropoda; Arachnida; Sarcoptiformes; Pyroglyphidae
Product: amine oxidase [flavin-containing] B-like
Molecular function (GO): oxidoreductase activity
Source: RefSeq, a predicted model, not a curated record